Molecule: messenger RNA, 1989 nt
Organism: Solanum verrucosum
Lineage: Eukaryota; Viridiplantae; Streptophyta; Magnoliopsida; Solanales; Solanaceae
Product: rhodanese-like domain-containing protein 6
Exons: 9
Coding region: 80-1933 (617 amino acids)
Source: RefSeq, a predicted model, not a curated record
ACUUGCAAUUAAACCAAAGAAGAAGGGGUUUGCAGGAUCAGAAGGACAGAGGGUUUAAGCAAAUCUCCAAGAAAGAAUUAUGGCAUCAAUGGCGAAUCAAGAAAUAAAGCAAGAACAGCAAGAAGAAGAUUACGGCGUGUUGUUAUACUACAAGUACGCCACCAUUCCCGAUCUUGAAGCACUAUUCAACUUCUAUGAGUCCAAUUGCAAGUUUCUUUCCCUCCUGGGUCGUGUCCGCCUCUCUCACAAUGGCGUCAACGUCACUGUUGGGGGAAGGUUAUCUUCUUUGAAGGAGCACAUUGCUGCAGUGAAGUUGAAUUGUCUGUUUGAAGGGACAGACUUUAAGCUUGCAUCUUGCCAUGAACCAUCAAAUGAUAGGGUCGCCGUGGAAUGUGGAUUUACUUCCCUCUCCAUACGUAUAGUUAAGGAAUUGGUAACUUUAAGUUCCUGUCCCCUUCCAAGUUCACCACCUGAUAUUUCAAAUGCGGGGAAGCAUCUAUCUGCGGCCGAAUUCCACUCUGUCCUUCACAAUGUUGGGAACCCUCAAGACAAACUGAUUUCAAGCAGCGAUAAAGGAACUGUCCUUGUUGAUGCAAGGAAUUUAUAUGAGACUAGAAUCGGGAAGUUUUAUACUCCAAAUGUGGAGACUUUGGAUCCAGAAAUCCGGCAGUACAGUGACCUUCCUUCUUGGAUAGAUAACAACUCUGAGAAGUUGUGUGGGAACAAUAUUCUCAUGUACUGUACGGGAGGAAUUAGAUGCGAGAUGGCAUCAGCCUAUAUCAGGUCUAAAGGUGCCGGCUUUGAAAAUGUUUUCCAGCUUUAUGGUGGGAUACAACGAUAUCUGGAGCAAUUUCCUGAUGGUGGUUUUUUCCGAGGAAAGAAUUUUGUCUUUGACCACAGGGUUUCAGUUGGAAGCUCAGAUUCAAGAAUUUUGGGUACUUGUCUUCUCUGUAGUUCUCCUUUUGAUGAUUACUCGUCACGGACCCGGUGCACGUACUGUAGGAUGCUUGUAUUAGUCUGUGAUAAUUGCCGGGCGAAGGAUUCUUCUUAUGUUUGUGAACUGUGCCAGAAAAACAGCCAGUGUAUUCAGCUAACUUCAGCAACAGAGUUUGACAACUCAGUGGAAAUAUCAGAAGUCAGGGAGCUUGAAGCUGUCUCUACCUCGGAUAGAAUUGCUCCAUCUCCCUUGGUUUCAGGACCCAGGACAUUGCGAAAACUGAGAAUUCUUUGCCUUCAUGGCUUCCGCCAGAAUGCUUCUGGUUUCAAAGGCAGAACUGCAUCGCUGGCCAAGAAACUCAAGAGCAUUGCUGAACUUGUUUUUGUGGAUGCACCUCAUGAAUUGUCUUUCAUUUAUCAAAUUCGUAGAAACUGCGAUUCUGCAUCAGAAAUGGAAAAUAACCGUCCAUCCUCAGAGAGUUGCAGUAUAAAGUUCUCAUGGUUAGUUGCACCUGAUCACAAGGGAGAGAACGAUUCUGAUUGGAAGAUAGCUGAUAGUCCAUUUGAUCCUCUUCAGUACCAGAAACAAACUGAAGGUUUCGACAAAUCAAUUGCAUAUUUAAAAGACUUAUAUUCUAAAACAGGCCCUUUCGAUGGAAUAUUGGGAUUUUCACAAGGAGCUGCAAUGGCCGCUUUAGUUUGCCUACAUCAGCAGAAGCUAAGAGGAGAGAUGGAAUUCAGAUUUGCAAUUCUGUGCUCCGGAUUUGCUGUUAAUAUGAACAAUUGUCAGCAGGGUUCAAUCAAUGUUCCUUCACUUCAUAUAUUUGGCAACGACAAGGGUAAAGAUAGACAGAUAGAGAGCCAAGCUAGUAGACAUCUUGCUUCUGUGUUUGAGAAUGGUUGCUCUGUUGUUAUUGAACAUGACUUUGGUCAUAUAAUUCCUACAAGACCUCCAUAUAUAGAACAGAUAAAAGAAUUCCUCAAACGUUUCAUGUAAGUCAAAGCCUUGAUGCACACCAUCUUUUGCUGUAAAAGAUUUGGGGAUUAUGCUUA